AUGAGCUCCGAGCGCCAGCCGAAGUAUCGGCAGGAGAUUCAGCAGUAUCUCGGUCUUCUGGUAUGUACUAUGUGGUCUCGGCUUCUUCCACUUUUCGACUUGGAAACUUCAAGUCCUGGUCGGUCCCGAUUUCUUGGCAUUGUGCCAAAGUCCAUAAUAUCUGGGUGCCUCACGCAGCAGCAGUAA
Messenger RNA from Penicillium taxi, 186 nucleotides. RefSeq lists its product as uncharacterized. Lineage: Eukaryota; Fungi; Ascomycota; Eurotiomycetes; Eurotiales; Aspergillaceae. The coding region runs from base 1 to 186 and encodes 61 amino acids. The transcript has 2 exons. The record is from RefSeq and is a predicted model, not a curated record.